Molecule: messenger RNA, 2131 nt
Organism: Drosophila melanogaster (fruit fly)
Lineage: Eukaryota; Metazoa; Arthropoda; Insecta; Diptera; Drosophilidae
Gene: Lipt1
Product: lipoyltransferase 1
Exons: 3
Coding region: 740-1930 (396 amino acids)
Biological process (GO): protein lipoylation
Source: RefSeq, marked reviewed
AGCACCACUGCUCAUCUGAAACGAAAGCCAAUCGGUCGUGAUAUUUCCACACGCGCAGCUGCUUUUCGAUCGGCUCUGUGUUCGUUCGUUUGUUUGUGCUAUAACUGCUACCCCCGCCCACUGCGAUCAUCCGCCUUGCCCCCGCCCCCCGCAGUUCCCGUGCGCCGCGAACAAAGAGUGGAAAAUUUUGGUGUCAGCUAAAAAGGAAACCCUUUAGCCAUCUUAUUUGGGCCCCGUAACGUUGCGGCCCCCCGUAAACACCGGAUUCGUUGUAUCCCCCACCUGGAUGGGUGUGAGGCGUAGUAUGCCAGUGAACUGUGCCAACAAGGACUGCCUGGGUCUCCGUAAGCGUGUCUGUGGUCUGCAUCAAACGUGGAAGUGGCUGCAUCAGACGCCCGCCCUGCACGAAUACCUCAUCUCGGCCAGCUCCGUGGCUGCAAACACAUCCCGAGCCACUAAGAACGCCACAGUCUAAAGUCCAGAGCGACCAAAGCCAUUUAAAGACCAAAACGAAUAGCGUAGAUAGUAGACCAUACAUAACCUAAAGAAGAGCACACACGGACCACACAGAACCAGGCAGACGACAACCGUAGAAACCAACCAACCAACCAACCAAUCAACCAGCCAAAAGCUUUUUUCGACACCAUUGACCUUGUUUCGCUUGCAAGUGCAUUGUGUCCCAGAUCACCUGGCAACAGAAAUCACACACACCCGUACGCCCCACUUCCUUGUGUAAGCCAUGAGCAUGCUGUUGCGACGCAAUUCCAGCCAGCUGCGGCUACUUCUCUCCUCCGCCGCUCAGGCCACGCGCCUGGCAUCCAGCGGAGUGGAGCCACCAUCUGCUGGACAGCAGGAGAUUAAAAAGCAGAGGCGCCAGCCACCGCCCGUGGUUCCCGAUUCGGAGAUCAAGAAGUCCGUGUUCAUCUCGCAGUCCAGCGAUGUGUUCACCAACCUCGCUCUAGAGGAUUGGCUGUACAAAAACUUUGAUUUCAGCCGCCACCAUGUGCUGCUGCUGUGGGCCAACGACCCGUGCGUAGUCAUUGGUCGCCACCAGAAUCCCUUCACCGAGGCUAAUGUUUCGCAGCUGGUGGAACGCGGCAUAACACUUGCACGCCGCAAUAGUGGCGGUGGAGCGGUGUACCAUGAUCUUGGGAACCUCAACUGCACCUUUUUCUCGCCCAGAGAGCGCUACGAUCGCAAGUACAACCUGAACAUCGUGACCAGGGCCUUGUUCCGCGAAUGGGCCAUCAAGGCAGAGAUAAAUGAGCGCGACGACAUUGUAGUGAUGAAUAAGAAGAUUUCCGGCACUGCGGCCAAGCUGGGACACCCGAACUCGUACCAUCACUGCACCAUUUUGGCCAGCGCCAACAAAUUGCACUUGGGCGAAUCUCUGGUGCGGGAGCCGGCCAAUUAUAUUAGCAAGGCCACGGCUUCGGUGCCGUCGCCCAUUCGCAACCUGGUUGAUGUCAAUCGCACGGUGAACGUUGCUCAGCUGCGUUCCGCCGUGGGUUACGAGUAUUUGAGAACGGCUGCAACUACGCUUGAAGACGGCGGCAGCACACAGACGAUGCAGCAGCGCGGCUUUCAGCUGGUCAAUCCCACAGAGAAAUGGUUCCCCGGCAUUGAGGAAUUGCGCUCCAACUACAGCUCUUGGGACUGGGUCAUCGGCAAGACUCCCAAGUUCACCGUGCAGAAGGAACUGGAGGUGAAGGGCGAUGAGCAGGACAUGAAACUGAAACUAAGCGUGGAAGUGGAAGCGGGAUUAAUGAAGGAGAUCGGCAUCCAGCUGCCGCAGAGCGAUCAGCUCGUCCCGGUGGUGACUCCGCUCCAGGGCAAGCCCUACAACGAGGAGAACCUGAACGGAAUACUUGGCGCCCUUAAGCUCGUCAGCGCAUCGAAUGUGAAGCAGGCAAUAAACGGAUCAGCUUGAUUACUGUUGUGCUAGCUCGAAAAAAUUAACAAAAAAAUAUAUAAUCCAUUUCUAGAGCACUAACCACGCUAACGUAGUUAUAAUCUUUCCAAGAAACCAUAUUACUAACCUAGUAUUUAAGCGGUUUACCAACAAACUAUUUACUUUUGUUACCACGUUUUAUAUAAAAGAACUGCAUUAAAUGUUUAAACAUUGAUUAUU